Messenger RNA from Diabrotica virgifera virgifera (western corn rootworm), 8061 nucleotides. RefSeq names its product ATP-dependent translocase ABCB1-like. Gene Ontology annotation, cellular component: membrane. Gene Ontology annotation, biological process: transmembrane transport. The record is from RefSeq and is a predicted model, not a curated record. The transcript has 19 exons. The coding region runs from base 139 to 3909 and encodes 1256 amino acids. NCBI's taxonomy places the organism in Eukaryota, Metazoa, Arthropoda, Insecta, Coleoptera, Chrysomelidae. Gene Ontology annotation, molecular function: ATP binding; ABC-type transporter activity; ATP hydrolysis activity.
UCUGUAUAAAACACUUUUAUAUUUGCAAUUAGUUUGUAGCUGAUAUUUAGUCGAUAAUUCAUUUGUGUUAAGUGCUAUCGUUUAGAAUAGAGUGCAAAUUAAAAACUAACUAUCAAAAAUAUUUAGUCUAAGAUUACAAUGACAGAAGAAAAAAAACAUAGUAUAAAGGAUAAAGAGAAAAUUGGUAUUGAUGCCCAAUUUGUUAAUAGUGAAGAACCAAAGGAAAAAAUUAAGAAUGUAUCUUUUCCUCAGAUGUUUAGGUAUGCAAGUACUUAUGAUAAAUUUUUAAUGGUAGUAGGACUUAUAUCGGCAACUGGAACAGGAGUCUUACAACCCCUAAAUACGAUUCUCUUUGGUAGCCUCACAGGAGAUAUCAUUGCAUAUGCUACGUCGAUACAGAUAAAUUUACCUGCCGAUCAGAAGAAAAUAGCAGAAGACAAUUUUUUUGAUGGUAUCCGAUAUUUUGCCCUAAUGAAUUCUCUGAUCGGAAUAGGAAUGUUUGUGUUCAGUUACCUAGCAACAGUCACUUUUAACUAUUCUGCUAUGAGACAGAUAUUCAAAAUAAGGUCAGCAUAUUUGAAAUCCAUUUUAAACCAAGAUGUAGGUUGGUACGAUAUUAAUCAGACUGGAGAUUUUGCCAGUAGGAUGUCAGAUGAUUUGUUCAAAUUUGAAGAUGGCAUAGGUGAAAAAGUACCGGUAUUCUGGAGUUUUCAAGUUGUUUUUUUAACUUCACUUAUCAUAGCUCUUGUGAAAGGAUGGGAACUUGCUUUAAUAUGUUUAACCUCUCUACCCGCUACAUUAAUAACAAUCGGAAUUGUAGGACUUCUCACUACAAAAUUAGCAAAAAAUGAACUGGAAGCAUAUGGCGCUGCUGGAUCGAUAGCCGAAGAAGCAUUGUCUUUAAUUAGAACCAUAACGGCUUUUGGAGGUCAGAAGAAAGAAGUAGACAGAUAUAAUAAAAAUUUAGUUGAAGCCAAAAACAAUAAUAUAAGAAGAUCGAUGUUUUCAGCAUUAGGUUUCGGUUUAUUGUGGUUCAUGAUCUAUGCCAGUUAUGCUCUGGCAUUCUGGUAUGGUGUAAAAUUAGUUUUAAGGGACAGGACAGCUACGAAUCAAAUAUAUACUCCUAGUAAUAUGGUGACUGUUUUCUUUAGUGUCAUGACAGGAUCUAUGAACUUUGGUAUUGCCUCUCCAUAUAUAGAGGCAUUUGGAAUCUCAAAAGCGGCGGCGUCAAAAAUUUUUAGUGUAAUCGAUCACAAACCUACAAUUAAUUUAUCAAAAGGAAAUGGAAAAACGCUAAACGUACUCAUAGGAAAUAUACAAUUUAAAGAUGUGGCUUUCCGUUAUCCAUCUAGGAAAGAUGUACCGAUAUUAAAAGGAUUAAGUUUGAACAUUAAAUCUGGAGACACUGUGGCACUUGUAGGUAGUUCGGGCUGUGGAAAAUCUACGGUUAUUCAGUUACUUCAACGGUUAUACGAUGCGGACUCUGGAGAGGUCACCAUAGACGGAAAAAAUAUUAAAGAAUACGAUUUAACUUGGUUAAGAAGCCAAAUAGGAGUUGUAGGUCAAGAACCAAUUCUCUUUGGAACAUCCAUUUUAGAAAAUAUUAGGUACGGUAAAGAUGGAGUAACAGAGGAAGAUGUCAUUCAAGCAGCUAAAAAAGCUAAUGCGCAUAACUUUAUUAAAGCUCUUCCUAACGGAUAUAAUACAUUGGUUGGAGAGAAAGGGGCUCAACUCUCAGGUGGACAAAAACAAAGGAUAGCUAUAGCUAGAGCUUUGGUAAGAAAUCCUACUUUAUUACUUUUGGACGAGGCUACUUCAGCACUGGAUAAUACCAGUGAAGCUAAAGUACAAGCAGCUCUAGAUGCGGCAAGUGUUGAAUGUACAACUAUAAUUGUGGCACACAGGCUAUCAACAAUUCGAGGUGCAAACAAAAUUAUCGUACUUUCUCAAGGAGUCGUGGUAGAAGAAGGAACCCACGAAGAACUAAUGGAACUUAAACAAGAGUAUUAUAGAUUAGUAACAGCCCAAGUCAAAUCAUCGGAACAGUUUGAAGUCGCUGAAAAGAAGAAAGUGGUAAGAGCUAUUAGCUUGGCAGAAAGUAGCACAGGCUCUGACCAUAACAUAGAGGCUACAAAAGAAGAUAAUGAAGACGAUUUUAAUGAAAAUAAAGACGUUUCCGUUUUUGAAAUAUUGAAGAUGAAUGCUCCAGAAUGGCCUUACAUUUUAUUUGCUGGUCUUGGAUCAAUUGUUGUUGGUUGUGGAAUGCCCGUUUUUGCAGUCUUGUUUGGUAGCAUUUUGGGGACAUUAGCAAAUGGUGAUCCUGACUUUGUAAGAUCUGAAACCAACAAAUAUUGCUUAUAUUUUGUGCUGGGAGGACUCAUAACUAUGGUAUCAGUAUUUACUCAGAUGUACCUGUUAGGAAUUGCUGGUGAAAAAAUGACAGAAAGAGUUAGGAGUCGAUUAUUCAAGGCAAUGAUAUACCAGGAAAUAGGCUUCUUUGACAAGAAAACAAAUGGGGUUGGAGCGCUUUGUGCCAAAUUGUCUUCUGAUGCUUCUAAUAUUCAAGGGGCAACGGGAAUUCGGGUUGGAACCAUUCUUCAAUCAAUAGCCACAUUUUGCUUAGCAAUUGGUCUUUCCAUGUAUUAUGAAUGGAAAUUGGGCUUAGUUACAGCAGCUUUCACACCUGUUAUUUUGAUCGCUAUGUUCUUUGAAAGAAGAAACACCAGAGGUGGAAACGAUUCAAGAGAUUCCGCACUACAAAAAUCAACAAGGACUGCAGUAGAAGCCGUUGGGAAUAUACGAACAGUUGCCUCCUUAGGCUUAGAAGAAAAGUUCCAGCAGCUAUAUGAAUCUGAGCUCAUGCCACAUUAUAAAUCUUCGUUAAAAACAGUUCACUGGAGAGCAAUCGUGUUUGGUCUUUCCAGAAGUUUGUUGUUCUUUGCUUAUGCUACCGCAAUGUACUACGGCGGAUUUUUGAUAAGGGAUGGAUUGCCAUACGAUAGAGUGUUUAAGGUAUCUCAAGCACAAAUUAUGGGGACAGUUUCAAUUGCCAACUCACUGGCAUUUUCUCCAAACUUUGCUAAGGGUGUUGCAGCAGCAAAAAAAGUUAAAAGCUUCCUUUCAAGAAUUCCACUUAUUCGUGAUUUACCUUCUUCACGACAAAUGGUUAAGGCAAGUGGCAACUUCAGUUUUUCAGAAAUCGAAUUUACAUAUCCAACACGACCCAACGUACUAAUUUUAAAAGGACUUAAUUUGGACAUUCUAAAUGGAAAAACUGUAGCUCUAGUGGGAGAAAGUGGUUGCGGAAAAUCUACGAUAAUUCAACUCAUCGAGAGAUUUUACGAUCCUAGAUCUGGUGAAGUAAAAAUGGAUGGUGUAGAUUUAAAAGAUAUAUCGCUAGAUUCGUUGAGGUCGCAUAUGGGUAUCGUAUCACAAGAACCAAAUCUGUUCAAUAAGUCUAUUGCUGAAAAUAUUGCUUAUGGAGAUAAUUCAAGGGAGGUUUCUAUGGAUGAGAUAAUUAAAGCUGCUAAAAAUGCCAAUAUUCAUAAUUUUAUAACUGGAUUACCGAAGGGAUAUGAAACAAAACUAGGAGAAAAGGCUGUUCAGUUGUCUGGUGGACAAAAACAAAGAAUUGCUAUUGCCAGGGCGUUAGUAAGAAAUCCAAAAGUUUUACUCCUUGAUGAAGCCACAUCUGCACUGGACACUGAAAGUGAGAAGGUUGUUCAAGAAGCUCUAGAUCAAGCUAAAAAAGGAAGGACAUGUGUUACGAUUGCCCACAGAUUAACAACCAUACAAGAUGCAGACUUGAUAUGCGUAGUAGCAAAUGGUGUAAUUGCUGAAUCUGGAAGCCAUCAAGAACUUCUGCAAAAGGAGGGACUGUACUACAAAUUAUAUACUCAAAAAACGUAAAAAUCAAAUUUUCAAGUCAGUGCUACAUCUCGUAAGAAGUUAGUUUGAUUAAUUUGGGCAUUGGAACAUAUAGUCCGGAAGGUAGCGUCAAAUUUGACCGGAGCAUUUGUGCAUGGUUGUUUUUUUAUACAGUGAGGACGUUUGAGUUUGCAUUACCUAUUUCAUUAUCUCGAGAAUGGGCAAAUUUGAAGAGAAAUCAUCAGACAGGUCGAUUUUUAUUUUUAAAUUAGGACUUUUUGGUAUGAAUAUCAUACUAGUGACGUCAUCCGUCUGGGCGUGAUGAUGUAAUCGUAAUUUUUUUAAAUGAGAGUAGGGGUUGUGUGAUAGCUCAUUUGAAAAGGAAUUCAAUUCUCUAUUCAGUAAUAUAAACAAUAACCUAAUUAUUUAUACAGGGUGGUCAAAACAAGAAAUUUUUAAUUUAAUUAAUUCACACAAAUAGAAGUAUGUAUGUAAUUUAUUUAAUUCUAAAUACAUUUUACCGUUAUCAGAACACAAAAAAAUGUUUAUUUUACAAAUAAACAUUGCUUUUCGCUUAAAUUAAAUGUUCAAACUGCUCGGUGAUGACAUUUAAGUUAGAAUAAUUAACUAUUUAUAUGGGAAAUAAGCCACAAUUAAAUUGAAAAAAAUAAUUUUAUUAACGUUUCGAUGCCCAAAUCGGGUGUCGUUGUCAAAAUACAAAAUACUACUAAAUUAAACAAAAAUGUUGUUGAUAAGUAAAAAAUUCUUCUAAUAAUUUAUUUAGGUAAUCUGACUCAUUUAUAUUGACAAUUCAGACAUAUAUUAUACAUUUUAAAGUAGAAGACUUUAAAAUGAUAUUGCCAAUAUUUAUGAGUUGCGUUUUGGGCGUCGAAACGUUAAUAAAAUUAUUUUUUUCAAUUUAAUUGUGGCUUAUUUGCCACAUAAAUAGUUAAUCAUAAAAAUGCCACAAGGAAAUAGCUUCAGAACAAGGUAGAAUAAAUUCAGUAUUUUUGUGUCUAACAGUAUUUUAACAAAAUGCUUUCUUUUUUCUCUCUUAAUUUUUACAUUUUACAACAAUAGUCGAUUACAAAAAUGUAUAAUACAAUAAAAAAGAAAGCAUUUUGUUAAAAUACUGUUAGACACAAAAAUAUUGAAUUUACUCUAACUUAAAUGUCCUCACGGAGCAGUUUGAACAUUUAAUUUAAGCGAAAACGUAUGGUUAUUUGUAAAAUAAACAUUUUUUUCUGUGUUCUGAUAACGGUAAAAUUUAUUUAGAAUUAAAUAAAUUAUGUACAUACUUUUUUUGUGUGAAUUAAUUAAAUAAAAAAAUUUUGCACCCUAUAUAAAUAAUUAGGUUAUUGUUUAUAUUGCUGAAUAGAGAAUUGAAUUACCUUUCAAAUUAGCUAUCACUCAACCCCUACUCUCAUUAAUAAAAUUAUCGAUUACGUCAUCACGCCCAGAUGGAUGACGUCACUAGUAUUAUGCAUAUGCAAAAAGUCCUAAUUUAAAAAUAAAAAUCGACCUGUUUGAGGAUUUCUCUUCAAAUUUGCCCAUUCUCGAGAUAUUGAAUUUAUGCAAACUCAAACGUCCUCACUGUAUAGUCAGUUGUUCCAAAGCUUAUUAACAAAAAAUGAUCUGUCAGCUGGCCCAAAACCGGGGCAUAAAAUGAAAAAAGACCAGGAAAAUUAACAAUAAAAAUAAUUACACUUUUAUAAAAAUGAACUUAUUAUAAUCCCACGUUUUUAUUAUUUAUACGACACAGUAUAAAAAAGUAUUAUAAAAACAAUUACUUUUCAAAUCAAAAUGUCAAUUUUAAAAACAAAAAUGAUUUCCGACGCCGGGAAACAAACACGACCUAUUUUCAUUAGCAAACAAGUAGGUACUAUCUACCAAAAUAAAUUUAUAGAAUCCGUGCCAACAUCACCGUAAAGAUUUGAUACUACCUCCCAGACUAAUACACAAUACUAACAGAACCUAAAGUUUAAAUUUACAUUAUUUAAAAAUGUCAUAUCUUUGAUAUACGCCAGUCAAUGGGAGCAAGAAUACGAUAUUACCUCCGAAUCCUAUCCUACUGCAUGGAUUUUAAUGAAACUUUGGCCCUAGCCUCUACUUAUCUCCUAAUUCAAAGUCUACCCUAUGCCGAUGUGUGCUUUUAUCUUGGGGGUGGUUCCCACCCCUUCUUAGAGGUGGAAAAUUUUUUGGUUAAAAUUACCACGGAAUUCGCUAGAAGACCUAAUUCUAAGCAGAAACUGUUCUAUAAUUUUUUUUGAAAACUCAAUACUUUUUGAGAUAUUCGUGGUUGACAAUUGGCCAUUUUCAUUGAAACAAUAAUAUCUUUUCGCACUGUUUUUUGCGAAUAUCUUAAAAACUAUGCAUCUAACUAAAAAAAGUUUAUUAAACAUUUUUGUAGGUUAUAAAAAAACAAAGAGACACUUGCCUUCAUAAAUCUUCUAGUUAUAAUACAAAAAGAGAUAUGGUAGGUGAAAUUAGUUUGUUUUUGGUACAUUCUCAAAUUGGUGUUCUCAACUUGAAAUAACAGAGAAACGGUCGAGUUUAGGUGUAUAAUGCCACUAAUACCUUUUGUAGUGCUAAAAAAGACCUUUUAAAUGAGGUAUAUUAAAGGUCUAUUUCAUUAAAACUAAGCGAGAUAUGCUGCAAACAAAAUGGAUAACUAAUGUAUUUUAAGAAAAAAUGAGAAGUAAUUUUAACCCUCAUCGACCAAAAUGUAAAUGCAUCGUUUUCCUUCCACAAUACUUUUUAUUAUAGUGUUAUUUCUAUGUUCAAAAAUCAAAAAGUUGGACAGAUUUAAAAUGAAUGGUUUUUGAAAAAAAAAAGAUCAAAUUAGAGAGCGCAUUUUUAAAUUUUCUUAAAAAUCUUCCUUUUUCCCCAUGUAACUUGAAAAUGAUAAGAGAUACAGUAAUGAAAAAUAAAAAAUAAAUUGUUAUCACAAAAAGCCCUACAUUUUUGUGUGGUAUCUUUUUUUCGUAUCUCUUAUCUUUUUCGAGUUACAUGGAGGAAAAGGAAGAUUUUUAAGAAAAUUUAAAAAUGCGCUCUAUAAUUUGAUCUUAUUUGUUUCAAAAACCAUUUAUUUUAAUCCAGUCCAACUUUUUGAACAUAGAAAUAACACUAUAAUAAAAAGUAUUGCAAAAGGAAAACGAUGUAUUUAAAUUCUGAUGGAUAAGGGGUUAAAUAUACUUCUCAUUUCUUCUUAAAAUACAUUAGUCAUCAAUUUUUUACAGAAUAUCUCGCUUAGUUUGAACGUAAUCGACAUUUAGUAUUGCUCAUUUUAAAAGUCUUUUCAAGCACUAAAAAAGUUAUUAGUAUCAUUAUACACGUAAAAUCGACAGUUUCUCUGUUAUUUCAAGUUGAAUACACCAAUUUGAGCAUGCAGCAAAAAAUCAAACUCUUCUUACCUACCAUAUCCCUCUUUGUAUUUUAACUAAAAGAUUUAUGAAGGAACGAAUCUCUUUGUUUUUUAUAAUCUACAGAAAUAUUUUAAAUAGUUUUUUUGUUAGAUGCAUAGUUUUUAAGGUAAUCGCAAAAAUCCGUCCGAAAAGGUGUCAUUUUUCAAUGAAAAUGGCCAAUUUUCAACCACGAAUAACUCAAAAAGUAUUGAGUUUUCAAAAAAUAAUUAUAGAACAGGUUUUGCUUAAAAAUAGGAUCUCUAGUCUCUUCCGUGGCUAUUUUAACCAAAACAUUUUUCACCCCGAGAAGGGGUGGGAACCACCCCCAAGAUAAAAGCGCACAUCGGCAUAGGGUAGACUUUGUUUCUUGAGCUAUUCCCUACUUACUGUGAAAAUAUCAAGUAAAUCGAUGUAGUAGGAUGGAAUUCGGAGCCAAAUACCCUCAUUGACUGCCCUAAUAGUAUCGGUGCAAUUUAUGAGUUAUAGUGAGCUAGGCUGCUACUUUUUGGCCUUAUUGUAUUUAUUGUUGGUAACAAGCUUCAGCUCACUAUGAUUUCUUUAGCAGCAUCUCUUUAACAAGCAGAUUAUUUUUUUGAGAUCAGUGUAUUUCAGAUUGAGUGUUUUCUUUAUUCAGUUUUAUUGUACUUAAUUUUAAGAUUACAUUUUUUGUUUCCAAUUGUUAGUUGUCCAGUUUUUUCCUUAUUAAUUAUUUACGAGAUACAAGUAAAAUACAAAUGAGAAAGACAUUACAGUCGCAAGAAAGAAGUUAUAGUAUUAAAUAUAUUUUGUA